GCAUUAAUAUUUCUUUCUUCCUUGUCAUUGAAUGUCAAGUUAGUAGAACAAAAUAAUAGUUUUAGAUUUUCAAAAUUAAGAUGAUUAUUCCCUUUUAACGUUACAUCAUAGAAGAACAUUAAAAACGAAACCGUUCAAUUAAUUCACAAAAAUGGCAGACACUGCCUUUACAAAGAACGAAGUAAUAGGAUUGGUGGUGAGGUUAACCCUUGUUUCUGCAGUUACAUUUUUAAGUAUAAAAUGGAUUAUGAACCAAGUUGACCCCACGAAUAAAAGCAAGAAAAAGGCAAGACGACAAGCAGAAGAGCAGUUAAAAAGAUUAUCUGCUACAGGACAUGCGCCUAUAAUUAUUGACAAACUAAAUGAUUAUGAAAUGAUGAUAGCAGCUCACUUGGUCCAUCCUCAAGAUAUUAAAGUAACUUGGAGUAGUAUUGCUGGCCUGGAAGGGCUUAUCCAGGAAUUGAGGGAAACUGUAAUACUACCUAUUCAGAGAAAAGAAUUAUUUGCUGAUUCACAACUUACCACAGCACCAAAAGGUGUACUUCUACACGGACCUCCAGGAUGUGGAAAAACUCUUAUUGCAAAAGCCACUGCUAGAGAAGCCGGUACCCGAUUUAUCAACUUAGAUCUAUCCAUUCUGACUGACAAAUGGUACGGCGAAAGCCAAAAAUUAGCAGCUGCAGUCUUCACAUUAGCCGUUAAAAUUCAACCUUGCAUUAUUUUCAUCGACGAAAUCGAUUCCUUCCUUCGAUCUCGCACAAGUUCAGAUCACGAAGCUACGGCUAUGAUGAAAGCACAAUUUAUGUCUCUCUGGGACGGUCUAAUUACAGAUUUAAAUUGUACCGUCAUCGUGAUGGGUGCCACAAAUAGACCCCAGGAUUUGGAUAAAGCUAUUCUACGAAGAAUGCCUGCCACUUUUCAUGUGCCAAUGCCCAACGCCGCACAAAGGAGACAGAUCAUGAGGUUAAUUUUAGAAAACGAACCAGUAUCAGAUGAUGUGGAUAUGGAAGCACUAGCGUCAUCUACCGACGGCUUUUCAGGCUCCGAUUUAAGAGAAAUGUGCAGAAACGCCUCUGUGUAUAGAGUCAGAGAUUACUUGCGAAACCAUAUCGAUUCUCCCGUUCCUACGACUUCCCAAAAAGAAGACGAAGAGGAAGAGGUGUUUCACGAUACUCUCCGUCCCAUAUCGAUGGAAGAUCUGAAGUUAUCGUUCAACAAAAUGAGAGGCAGUAAAUUACAGUGUGGCUCGUUACAGUUACAGACUAGAAUCGAUCUUGAUUAAAAGUGAUAGAAAAUAAAUGUUAGUGCUGAGUACCUAUUAAGAGAAGACAUUCUACUUGAAACUUGUUGAAAUUUAUAUUAAGUAUUAGGCGUAGAUAUUAUUUUUGUUUUUUUAUGUCAAAAAAUACAUCUACAAAGUCAAAGUUCUUUUAUGAUCACUGUGUAUAUAUUUGAUAUACCAAAUAUAAACAGGUGCAUGCGACUUAAGCCUUAAAUGUUAUUUAUAUAGAGUAGCACACAUUGGAAAUUGUAUAAAACACAUUAAAUACAGUUUCCACUCUCG
This is a messenger RNA of Diabrotica balteata, 1564 nucleotides long. Lineage: Eukaryota; Metazoa; Arthropoda; Insecta; Coleoptera; Chrysomelidae. The record is from the annotation of a GenBank genome assembly.